This is a messenger RNA of Oryzias melastigma (Indian medaka), 891 nucleotides long. Its product is annotated as oxygen-regulated protein 1. The record is from RefSeq and is a predicted model, not a curated record. Gene Ontology annotation, biological process: axoneme assembly; intracellular signal transduction; retina development in camera-type eye. The transcript has 2 exons. Gene Ontology annotation, cellular component: axoneme. The annotation marks the transcript as partial. NCBI's taxonomy places the organism in Eukaryota, Metazoa, Chordata, Actinopteri, Beloniformes, Adrianichthyidae.
UUUCUUCUGUCUUAAUGGCACAUUUUGUUAUUAAGUGUGACUUUUUCUGAACACGCUAUUUUAAAGACCCUUUCUGGAAUUUUGUUAUCGAUGUAACAUGUGACAUAGACAAUAAACCCUGUUCUAUUCUAAGUGGAAGUCCUGAAUCCGAAGUUCCACAUCCUGAUUAAGACCUGAGACUUUGUGGGAGUGAUAAAGAACAGGAGAAGCAUCCGAGAUGUUUUCCUUCAAUCAUCUGUGUGUUUUGUCUCUGCCUCAUAGAUACCUGUGAGAUCAGAUUAUGCAUUCGGUCCAAACUGUCUUGUUGGAGUCCAAGCAUCCACCUAAACAUGCGCCGCCCUACCCUGCACCGCCCGCUACCACCAAUCCCCACCACUCCCAUGUGAUCACCGCCCCGCCGGCCAAACGGAUCACCUUCUACAAAAGUGGGGACAGUCAGUUCGGGGGCGUCAGGAUGGCCAUCCACAAGCGCAGCUUCAAAUGUUUUGACGCCCUGCUGGACGACCUUUCCCAAAAGGUGCCCCUCCCCUUUGGAGUGCGGACUGUGACCACCCCCAGAGGGACCCACACCAUCAAACACCUGGAGCAGCUCCAGGACGGCGGCUGCUACCUCUGCUCCGACCGGCGCUACGCUAAGCCAAUCAACAUGGAGCUGGCCGGCAAACACCAGGGCUCUUGGCAUCAUUACGGCCGGCGGCCCCAGCGGCCCGAAGCCUUACCCGCCACUCCGCCCGGUCACGUGCGCCUACCAUACCGGCCGCGACGGAUCCUGUUGGUGAAGAACAGCGAGCCCGGGAUGAGGAGGAGCAUUGUGCUAAAUCGGAGGUCGACCAGGAGCCUGAAGGCCUUUUUAGACGAGGUGUCCGAGGUGAUGGCGUUUCAUGUUCGCAA